UCCUAGUGUUAUUGACGACGGCGACAAACUUCAAACCCAAAUGGCCCCAACAAACGUCAAGGCCAAGGCCGCCAAAAAGGCCGCCCUGCAGGGUGUGCACUCGCAUUCAUCGCGGAAGCAGCGGUACUCUGUGACCUUCCACCGCCCCAAGACCCUUCGCCUGCCCAGGAAUCCCAAGUACCCCCGCAAAUCCAUUCCCCAUGCACCAAGAAUGGACCAGUUCCGUACCAUCGUCUCGCCACUUAAUACGGAGUCAGCGAUGAAGAAGAUUGAGGAGCACAACACCCUCGUCUUUAUUGUUGACAUAAAGUCGAAUAAGCGUCAAAUCAAGGACGCCGUGAAGAAACUAUAUGACGUCCAGGCUGCUAAAAUCAACACUCUGAUUCGACCUGAUGGAAAGAAGAAGGCAUACGUGCGGCUCACGGCCGACCAUGACGCAUUGGACGUCGCAAACAAGAUUGGAUUCAUCUAAGUCUGGUUUUGACGUUGCAUUUUCUACUAUUUCGUUGUGUAUGCCUAUAGUCUCUCAUUCCACAAUGCAAGAUAUAUCAUAUGCGCCUAGGUUACUCCUAGUUGUGAUGUUUUUGUUGCAUAGUUACAAAAAAAACCCAACAAGAUUCCAGUACACUAAAGAUUGGAUGGGGAAAACUAAAAGUGGAGAUCAUUUCGUUGUUACAUACGUGUGAUCACGAUUGGGUCGAAACCUGCGCC
Molecule: messenger RNA, 711 nt
Organism: Suillus paluster
Lineage: Eukaryota; Fungi; Basidiomycota; Agaricomycetes; Boletales; Suillaceae
Product: putative 60S ribosomal protein L25
Exons: 4
Coding region: 41-472 (143 amino acids)
Biological process (GO): ribosomal large subunit assembly; translation
Cellular component (GO): ribosome; cytosolic large ribosomal subunit
Molecular function (GO): rRNA binding; structural constituent of ribosome
Source: RefSeq, a predicted model, not a curated record